This is a messenger RNA of Lachancea meyersii CBS 8951, 672 nucleotides long. Lineage: Eukaryota; Fungi; Ascomycota; Saccharomycetes; Saccharomycetales; Saccharomycetaceae. The record is from the annotation of a GenBank genome assembly.
AUGGAUGAGAAUGGACUCGAUAAUUCCUCUAUCAACAAAUUAAUACCCGAGAUCUUCGAUCAAAUGCGUUCGAAUCUUAGUCUGGGACCAUCUGGGAAAAACAUGAAACCCUUCCUUUCAGCAAGCACAACGUCUUCGAGCAUGACUGCACAAUCGCUUUUGGAAGAAAACAAGUGUCUCGACGAAAUUAUACCUGUCAUACAGACUCUGGAGUCAUCACUACGAUCAGCAGGACCGCAGCACCUCAAAAGAAUCAGGGAAACGUGCGAGUCUUCCAAUAAGAUUCUGGAUUCGUGGAUCCGGAUUCAGUCACAAGCUGGCUACGCUUAUGAACUCAUGGAUGACAAGUCAUAUCUGGAAUAUGUCGUUGCUGCCCAGCAAAACGCAGCUUUGACACCACAGGCGUAUCUUGAACAAAAACAAGCGCAAGUAGCAGAUCUGAGGCGAACACUAGACGAGAAGAUAAAGUCUCGAGAAAAUGCAUAUGCCGAGGAAAAGCAGCGGCAAAUGAACGAAAAUAAUCCCGCAAAACGGGAGAGAAGGUACGGCGCCGCGAGUAGAGCGCCCACGCGGGGGAACAUGAAAAAGCCAAGUGGAAUUCCUAGAAGCACAUCGAGAAUUACCAAACCAUCUGCAAGAGCUGUGCGUCCGACUGACCGCGCUCCUCGCUAG